GGUUGAGUUAGUGGGGGAUAGGUAAUUGGUUUUUAUAUGUGUUGCUAUUGCCUGUAUCAGUAUUAUCACCUAAUCCUAUAAAGAAAUUGUGAUAUUUUGUAUUCCUAUUAACUAUUUUAGAAAUGGCAGCAUUAAAUUUAGUGCGGAAUUGUCUGGACAGAGUGCGGCGGUUUCGGGAGUGUAGUGAUACAUUUGCCUAAAUGGUGGGCUUGACAAGAGUUUGCUGUACUUAUGUGCAGCGAUCAGUGUCAAGAGCACUGCAUUCUCCUGAUGAGACCAAAGUCACUGUUCAGGGCUGGCUACGCUCAGUCAGAGCACAGAAGAGCAGGGUGUUUGCCUCGCUCAAUGAUGGUCUCAGUGCAGAGACUCUGCAGCUUGUCAUUCCAUCCAGCCUAGACCCAAAAGGUCUAUCUGUGAACAGUUUUGUUCAGGUCUCGGGCCAAAUUGUGCACACUCCCAGCCGUCCCCAGCCGGCGGAAUUGAAAUGUCACCACGUCCAUCUAGUCAAAACGUGCCCGCCGGAGGGGUACCCGUUCCCGGCCCGCUCCAGCCCCGAUUGGCACCAGGCCCGGCAGCACCCACACCUGCGCUCGCGGCUGGCGCGCUGCGGCGCCGUGCUGCGCGCCCGUGCGGCCGUCACCCGCGCGGUGCACGAGCACAUGGAGCGCCAGGGUUACCUGCAGGUGGACACGCCCGUGCUGACUGCCAAUGACUGCGAGGGAGCCGGUCAUGUGUUCACAGUCACGACAUCUCCCGGGCGCAGUGAGGCCGGUGACAGUGCCGACAGCGAUGGCAGCAGUGACAGUGACGACAGGGAGCGGCCGUUCUUCGGGCGGGACGUGUACCUGACCGUGUCCGGACAGCUGCACCUCGAGGCCGUCACCUGCGGCGUGACACACGUAUACACUCUGAGCCCGGCGUUCCGCGCGGAGCGGUCCCGCACGCGCCGCCACCUGGCCGAGUUCCGCAUGCUGGAGGCAGAGCUGGCGCCGGCCGCCGAGCUGUUCGAGCUCACGGGGCCCCUGGAGCAGCUCACCCGGGAGGUGACCGAGAGCUUCCUGGCGAGCUGCGGCCCAGAGCUGGAGCUGCUGCGGCCAGGCGAUUGGCGGGAACACCUGACGUUCCUGAAGCGGCUCCAGUCGACUCCCUUCGCGCGGAUCACCCACGCAGAGGCCGUGGAACUUCUGCGCAGGCGCGGUGACCUGAGCUCCGCGCCGCGACCCGACGGUGACCUGAGCCGGGAGCACGAGCUGGCACUGCUGGAGCACACGGGGAACACACCAGUGUUCGUGACCGACUGGCCGGCGGAGCUGAAACCGUUCUACAUGAGGCCCAGCGGAGAGAACACGGUGGCCGCGGUGGACCUGCUGGUGCCGCGGAUCGGGGAGCUGGCCGGCGGCAGUCUGCGUGAGGACUGUGCCGACCGCCUGUCCUCCCGACUCGCCCGUCUGGGCCUGUCGGAGCGGCUGGACUGGUACGUCCAGCUGAGGCGCUACGGCGGCCCGCCCACGGCCGGCUACGGCCUGGGCCUGGAACGGCUGCUGCUGCUGCUGACCGGCCUGGAGCACGUCAGGGACGUGGUCCCCUUCCCCCGCUGGCUGCACCACUGUGACACCUAGCGCCGCCCGGCGGCCGGCGCCGGAACUAACCGAGCGGCCGGCAGCAGCGGGGUAAGGAACAGUGGUGCUAUGUGGAUACUUUGAUAGAGCAGGGCUUUCUGUGCUGAAAUAUAUGACAUGUGAUGUGUUAGAAGAAUG
Messenger RNA from Amphibalanus amphitrite, 1757 nucleotides. RefSeq names its product probable asparagine--tRNA ligase, mitochondrial. Gene Ontology annotation, biological process: asparaginyl-tRNA aminoacylation. Bases 201 to 1619 code for a protein of 472 amino acids. The transcript is spliced from 10 exons. The record is from RefSeq and is a predicted model, not a curated record. NCBI's taxonomy places the organism in Eukaryota, Metazoa, Arthropoda, Thecostraca, Balanomorpha, Balanidae. Gene Ontology annotation, cellular component: mitochondrion. Gene Ontology annotation, molecular function: ATP binding; asparagine-tRNA ligase activity.